ACGGAGAAAGCGGAUUUGGCGGGAGCCGAGCCGAGCCGAGAAAUCGACGGCAUAUAUAAACCGCGACAAGUUAAACCAAACCCAAUCAAUCGGUUUAACUCAAAAUCCCAACUCCGAACGCCUCUUCUUCUCCUCACCGCCGCCGAAGCGUAGCGGCUACUCCCCAUCUGCCUCCGCCUCCGCCUCUCCCAUGGAUGAUGACGAUUCCGCGAGGAGGAGGGGGAGGAGCCCCGCCAGCUUCUCCACCCAGGCCUCCGCCCUCCUCCGCAAGAACCUCUGCUUCCAGAGGCGGAACCUGAAGACGAACGUCGGCAUCACCGUCUUCCCGAUCCUCAUCUGCGUGCUGCUCGUCGUGCUUCAGAACGUGAUCAACGGGGAGCUCGACAAGCCCAAGUACCAGUGCGGCUGCGAAUGCACCGAGAGUGACCUGGAUGGGACCUGCCUGCGGAAGGAGUGCGGCAUCCAGCACUCGACGCUGGAGCAGGUAUGGAGCUGCGAGGUGCCCAGCCCACCACGGUGGCCGGCCCUGAUUCAGGUCCCCUGGCCAGGGUUCCGGGCUGUCGGGACCGCAUCGCAGCCGUUCGACGAUUUGCCUAACCCAUUGUGCCGUGGCGACGGGUCUUGCCCUGUCACUCUCCUCGUCACUGGAGAGAACCAAACAUUAGCUGAGCGUGUUUCAGGUCGGGUGUUUCCUGCCCUUUAUCCGUUGCCUAAUGUGACAGACUACCUGAUGCCUCCUCCCUUUUCUCCCUCUCAAGUGACAGACUAUCUUGAUAUCCUCUCCAGGAUAGUUGUUGGUUCAGACACACAGCCAUGGUAUACCCAAUUGCUAGAGCCCGCUUUUUCCUCUGGUAAAACUUUGCAUCUUCUCCAGCCUCGUUGCAUGCCCUUCAUGUUUGGGACCAUUCCAUACAAUGCAGGGGGCGUACCCUUACAUAUCGAUAUACAGUGUAUUGAAGUUCAGAUGUUGUGGCGUGAAAGUGCAUCAGUUAUCAACUAUGAACUGUUUAAGGGUUACGUACAAAGAGGAGGAGAAACAAAUGAGUUUGUUGCAGGUUAUGACUUCUUGAACACGACAGGAUAUGACCUCAAUAUAAAUGUUUGGUACAACUCUACUUAUAAUGAUAACACUGCAUAUUCAUUUAUCGCAGCAUUACGAGUUCCACGAUUGGUGAAUGCAAUAUCCAAUGCAUACCUAAAAUUUAUCAGAGGAAGUGGGGUGGAUAUGCUGCUUGAAUAUGUAAAAGAGAUGCCCAAAGUUGGAACAAGGUUUAGGCUUGAUCUCUCUUCUCUUCUCAGUGUGCUAUUCUUCACAUGGAUAGUUGAACUACUUUUCCCAGUUAUGUUGACAUAUCUGGUGUAUGAGAAGGAACAAAAGCUAAAAAUUAUGAUGAAGAUGCAUGGUCUGAAGGAUGGGCCUUACUGGCUAAUUUCUUAUGCUUAUUUCUUUGCUCUAUCGGUUAUCUAUAUGACAUUUUUUGUGAUUUUUGGCUCCUUAAUUGGUCUAAAUUUCUUCAGACUCAAUGACUACAGCAUACAGUUUGCUUUCUUCUUCAUUUAUAUAAAUUUGCAGAUUGCACUUGCAUUUUUUGUGGCAUCUUUCUUUUCAUCUGUCAAGACAGCCACUGUGAUUGGAUACAUUUAUGUAUUUGGCUCUGGCUUGCUAGGGGCAUUUCUUUUUCGUUUCUUUGUUGAGGACAGGACCUUUCCCAAUGGUUGGUUGUUAGUAAUGGAGAUUGUCCCAGGAUUUUCCCUCUAUCGAGGACUAUAUGAACUUGGCCAAUAUGCUUUCUCUGGAAGUGCUAUGGGAGCCUCUGGCAUGACAUGGGGAAAUUUGAGAGACCCAAUCAAUGGAAUGUGUGGUAUAUUUAUCAUCAUGACAGUAGAAUGGGCAUUUCUCCUUAUGUUAGCAUUCUAUUUGGAUCAAGUCUCUCCAGUAGGUGGUGGUGUCAGGAAAAGGCCCUUAUUCUUCUUCAGGUGUUUACAGAAGAAGCACACACCGUCAUUGCAGAAGCCUAGCUUUGUGCAACAGGGUUCUAAAGUAAUUGUCGAUAUGGAGAAGCCAGAUGUUGCUCAAGAAAGAGAAGUAGUUGAGCAACUUUUGGUAGGCCGCAAUGCAAAUCAAGCUAUUAUAUGUCACAACCUCAAGAAGAUCUAUCCUGGAAGGGAUGGAAACCCUGAUAAGCUGGCGGUUCGAGGAUUAUCUCUUGCCGUACCAAAAGGGCAGUGCUUUGGAAUGCUUGGCCCAAAUGGAGCUGGGAAAACAUCCUUCAUUAGUAUGAUGAUUGGGCUUGUUAAACCUACAUCUGGUACUUCCUAUGUUCAUGGAAUGGAUAUCAAUAUGGAUAUGGAUCACAUAUAUACAAACAUGGGGGUGUGCCCACAGCAUGACUUACUUUGGGAACCAUUGACUGGAAAAGAACAUCUGUUCUUUUAUGGCAGGCUGAAGAAUCUUAAAGGUGCUGUGUUGGUGAAGGCUGUUGAGGAUGCUCUGAAGAGCGUAAAUCUGUUCCAUGGUGGUGUUGGUGAUAAGCAAGUGGGAAAGUACAGCGGAGGCAUGAAAAGAAGGCUCAGUGUGGCAAUAUCAUUGAUUGGAGACCCCAAAGUCGUUUUCAUGGAUGAACCAAGCACUGGGCUAGACCCCGCAUCAAGAAAUAACUUGUGGAAUGUUGUGAAGGAGGCCAAGCGAAACCGUGCGAUCGUUCUUACUACGCACUCGAUGGAGGAGGCUGAAGUACUUUGUGAUCGACUUGGCAUCUUUGUCGAUGGCGAUUUCCAAUGUCUUGGAAAUCCUAAGGAGCUAAAGGCGAGAUAUGGGGGAGCAUACAUAUUCACAAUGACAACAUCUCCAGACCAAGAACAAGAGGUUGAACGGCUAGUUCAUGACUUGUCUCCGAGCGCAAAUAAGAUCUACCACCUAUCUGGAACUCAAAAGUUCGAGCUGCCAAAGCAAGAGGUGAAAAUAGCCGAGGUAUUUCGCGCAGUUGAGGAUGCGAAGAAACGGUUCACCGUGCAUGCCUGGGGCCUGGUUGAUACCACCUUGGAGGAUGUCUUCAUAAAGGUUGCCAAGGGAGCAAAGGCAUCCAGUGUUAAUAGUUAGUUUGUGCAUUGAUAAUAUUGUGAGAUUUAUAGGCCGACUAAUAUUCUUUUAUGUCUUGACUUUAGCAUAUAUGAUUCUUUAAAGUUCGAGCUGCCAAAGCAAGAGGUGAAAAUAGCCGAGGUAUUUCGCGCAGUUGAGGAUGCGAAGAAACGGUUCACCGUGCAUGCCUGGGGCCUGGUUGAUACCACCUUGGAGGAUGUCUUCAUAAAGGUUGCCAAGGGAGCAAAGGCAUCCAGUGAUAAUAGUUAGUUUGUGCAUUGAUAAUAUUGUGAGAUUUAUAGGCCGACUAAUAUUCUUUUAUGUCUUGACUUUAGCAUAUAUGAUUCUUUUGUGGUUGUACAGAAACAUAUUAUUCUCAUACAUCAGAAAAAAAAGUAACCAUAUGUAACAUUUUUGUUUAUUUUAAAUGUACAAAUGACUCAAUAUAUCAUUGCAGAUAUGCGGGAAUUACAAAA
Molecule: messenger RNA, 3555 nt
Organism: Oryza sativa Japonica Group (Japanese rice)
Lineage: Eukaryota; Viridiplantae; Streptophyta; Magnoliopsida; Poales; Poaceae
Source: RefSeq, a predicted model, not a curated record